AUGGAGGACGUUUCCGAAGACGACGUGUUCAUCGAUGGCGAACCCUCAACGGCGACGACGGCGGCCAAGAAUCUCGACGAUCUCAUCGAAUUGCGCUUCUACUGCUUCAUGGUGCUCGUCAUGGCCGAGAUUCUCGCGUUCACCGCGCUCGCCAGUGUGACGAUGAUGGUUUUCGCAGCAGCGACGACGAUGAAAACCGGAAUUUGA
Messenger RNA from Caenorhabditis bovis, 207 nucleotides. The record is from the annotation of a GenBank genome assembly. Lineage: Eukaryota; Metazoa; Nematoda; Chromadorea; Rhabditida; Rhabditidae.